CUCAAUCCGUUGAAUAGUAACAUGUUUUUGAAAUAUGCAAAUGAUGUAAUGUAAUAUUUAUUAAUGUAUUCAACUGGGUUUGAUGUGUCAUGUAUCAAUGAAAUAGUAUUAUUUUAUUCUGACACUUUCCGUUUCUCUUUCCGAUUGGCUAUCGUCAAUAUUUCUCGCUUCCCCCCCUUGAAAGUUUCAACGCAUGUGCAUGAUAUCAGCUGAUUAGGCCGACUGCGUACAAACAGCGUUAAGCUGUCAGACGAGUGCCAUUUGAUUUUGAACGAAAAGAAAUAUUUGAAUAUUUCUUUUACUUGUCCUUGCAAGUUUAUCUCUACGAAGUGUUACAUACAACAAUUGGAAUCUGUUUUUGAUUUUGAGAUUUUUGAUUGUGACAAACAAUGCGCCUGGCGAUUCUCCUAAACACGAUAAUCGUUCUUUCACUCUUUAUGCAAGCGGCGAAACAAGUUGAAACGAAACAAAUAUCACCCGUUAUUUUAGUUCCAGGUGAUGGUGGCAGCCAAAUUGAAGCAAAGAUUAACAAGUCAUCAGUGGUGCAUUAUAUUUGCGAAAAAAUAUCCAAUGAUUAUUUCAGUCUAUGGCUAAAUAUGGAAUUGCUUGUUCCUGUUGUGAUUGAUUGCUUUAUUGAUAAUUUAAAGCUUAAUUAUGACAAUGUGACGAGGACUACAAGCAAUCAGCCUGGAGUCGAUAUAAGAGUACCAGGAUGGGGCAAUUCAUUUGUAGUGGAGUAUAUAGAUCCCAGUAGAGCCUCACCAGGUUCAUAUUUCAAAGAUAUUGGAAAUAUGUUGGUGAAUGAUUUGAAAUAUGUUAGGAAUUUAUCAUUACGUGGUGCGCCUUAUGAUUUCAGAAAAGGACCUAGCGAAAGUGAAGAAUUCUUUGUUAAGUUGAAAAUUCUGAUUGAAGAAACAUAUGCAAUGAAUAAUAAUACACCAGUAACACUAUUGGCUCACAGCAUGGGUGGACCUAUGACUCUUAUAAUGUUACAACGUCAGAGUCAGAAAUGGAAGGAUAAGUUUAUAAAUUCUUUCAUCACUCUUAGCGCUGUAUGGGGAGGAUCUGUCAAAGCUAUCAAAGUAUUUGCCAUUGGAGACGAUUUAGGUGCAUAUUUUCUUCGUGAAAGUGUGUUAAGAGAUGAACAGAUAACAAGUCCGAGUUUGGGAUGGUUACUACCUUCAAAAUUAUUUUGGAAAGAAACAGAAAUUUUGAUACAAUCAGAUUUAAAGAAUUACACUUUAAAUAAUUUACAACAAUAUUUUAUAGAUAUAGGUGUUCCUAAUGCUUGGGAAUUCAGAAAAGACAAUGAGAAAUAUCAAUUAGAUUUUACAGCACCAGGUGUAGAAGUACAUUGUUUAUAUGGCAGUAAAGUGCAAACUGUGGAAAAGUUGUAUUAUAAGCCAGGUACAGCUAUAGAUGGCUAUCCUCAAUUACUAUUUGGAGAUGGAGAUGGAACUGUAAAUAUAAGAAGUUUGGAAGCAUGUAUACAUUGGCAGAAAUCACAAAAACAAAAAAUUUAUUAUCAAGGUUUUUCUGGAGUAGAUCAUACUAACAUCUUAAGAAGUAGUGAUAUGUUGGCAUAUAUCAAGACAGUUUUAAAAGUAUAAGAUGUUCAAAAACUGAUUUUUAUUAGUUAGACACAAAAGAAUACAACAAGUUACGUAAUAUCAUUAUUCUUUAACAUUUUUUAAAUUUAAUCUUUAAUAUAAAUUAACAUUCAAAAUUCAAUACAAAAGUGACACUAAAUAUGAAAAUAUUGGGAAAUUGGAAACAAAUUGAAAUUGUAUCAAAUUAGAGAUUUUAUUAAACUAACGAAACAACUUUAUAUAUAAAAUUAAAAUUGAAUAAUUCAGUGAUUAA
Nylanderia fulva is the source of this 1863-nucleotide messenger RNA. RefSeq names its product lysosomal phospholipase A and acyltransferase. NCBI's taxonomy places the organism in Eukaryota, Metazoa, Arthropoda, Insecta, Hymenoptera, Formicidae. Gene Ontology annotation, biological process: lipid metabolic process. The record is from RefSeq and is a predicted model, not a curated record.